AGUAUAAUUCGAAAUUUCUGCUCAAGCAGAUGUCGGAUGUGACAAGCGAUAAUAAUUUUUUUUUCACUGGCGAUCACUCGAAAUGGCUAGUUGGCUCAAAAGAUAAAUCGUGUGUGGAAUUGUUUUAUUCAUGUUGAUUGAAAAAGAAGAAAAAUUUUAAAUUAAAUAACGAAAAAAAUCAAAGGAAGCAAAGUGAAAAAAUUUGAUCGAAAUUUUCUGAAAUAAUUUAUUUAAGGAUUUCGAGAAGGAAUUUAAAUUUUCCUGGUGUAGAAAGAAAGAAAAAGGAUACAGAAAAUUGAAUUUUAAAGUGUGUUCUCUUAUGUUGGUGCCAUAAAACUCUCAAUAAUAGAGCAAUAAAUUUUUUGUAAGGAAUAUAAUUUUGAUUUAUCAUUAAAAAGUGCUAAUACCUGGAUUUAUAGCUCUUUUUUCAUACAUUCUGUGGAUUAAAAAAGUAGCAAGUGAAACAAGCACACUUUUGAGGAUUCAGACAUAGAGGAUUAAGUCAAUUUUUUUUGGAUUUUUUUUUUAUUUUCGUCUAUCACAUCUAGUUCCGGAAAGAGCAGAAAAAUAUUUUCAAAUAUGCUUCAACGGAGUAACAUGGUUGUGCUCCUGUUGGCACUUAUAAUUUAUGCAAAUCCUGCAUUAUCACAAUUAGAAAAUAACGAAUUUGGCGAGGUAAAGCCCACUCCAGUGUUGAAACAGAAUCAUCAAGUACCAAAAAAUGUAACCACAAAGCCGGAGGAAGUUUUACACCAGAAUGGCAGGAAGUUUACAAAAUUUACUCAGCAUCAUGUCAAUGAAGGAGGAGGAGGUGGUGAGAAUGGAAGUGAUGCAGAUGAGGCGCGUUACAAUCUCGCAACACGAGUCAUGUCGAAUGGAGUAGAGUUAAUAGUCGCCGACGGGAAGAGUACAUUUCCAGGUGAACCGAAUUUUUUUCGGGUUCUUACAAACACCAAAAACUACAAUCGUCCAUUGACCUUGGCACCGAGUACACUAAAUAAUGUUAUGAUGCUGAUGACAUUGGGUGGAAAAAAUCCGAAGAUCGACAACAUUCCUGAGAAUGCAAUACUCAAUCGAUUCGUUACAAAGACAUGCCUCACAACUUAUACAUACCUCACAACAUACGAAAUGAAUGGAUCAACGAUGAUCGAGAGUCGCGAGAAGGUUAUUUCGAAUAUUGCAACAGAAGAGCGGAACACCCACAAUAUGACACCGCUUAUAGCAUCCGAUAUGACUUUCUUUAAGACACCAAACCUUAGAGUAGGCGAAUUUAGUACAACUUACACAUAUUAUAAUACAAUAAUGGAUGAGGAUGUUCCAAUUGUUGCAACAUCGAAACAUGUUGUCGUUAAUACGAUUACAGCAGCUGAUGAUUAUCUGAAAAUGAUUCAACCUUCACCAUCGGCAAUUCCGGUUUAUGAAACAAAUACAUACUACAGUACAGUCGAGUUCUCGAAGACAAUUAAUGAUGAAGAGAUUACGAAAGUUAUUAAUACACGAGAUGUCAUUACACAAGUUAUUGUUACUGAGUCACUUCCACAUGGUCGAAUGCCAAUGAGUAUGAGUCAUGAACUCAUAGAUUCACAAGAGAGCGGAGAGCUUUCACCAUCAGCAGAUGAUGAAUAUAAUGACACUGAAGUUCAUAAUUAUAUUAAGAAAACAAAUGUGAUUGAUGUCAACCCAACGAGAAUUGUAGACAAACCUAAUGUUGCUGGAAAUACAAUGCCGUUGCAACUUUAUGCAACAAAAACAUAUUUGACAACUUUCACCUAUUUUACAACACUAUUGCAAAAUGGAGUUGGCUCAGGCGGUGAAAUUUCGUCAACUGUUGUAAAUUCUCACACUCGUGUCAUUGAAAAUGUUGUCACUGAAUCAAUACCACCAUCGUUAGUUCCAAAUGAAAUUCUUGAUAGAAUCAGUAAGACAAUCAUUGACGAUGCAAAAAGUGACUUGAAAACACGUAUUACAUUGAAAAAUGGUCAUAAAAUUGAAAUUACAGCUGCUAAUAUUCUCAAACCGGUUGAUUAUGCAACGGCACAAACAGAAAUUUCUUCAAUCGAAACGAAUGACUUGGAUGUGGCUGCGAACGACUUAUCGCCAUCGCUUGCACUUUUACAAGCUGAUGAAAGUGAAAAUGCAUAUAUUGACAUUGAUUCUAGUGAAGAAAAUGUUGUAAUACCACAGCAGCAGCAGCAUGAACAUUAUCAAGAGCCCAUUCGAAUUCCAACAUUAAGUCCAAAACCAAAACCAGCUUCCGGCUCGUUAAAAAUUCCAUCGUUAUUGAAUAGCAUUAAUAUACCAAGCUUUUCAGCACUCGGACCGGUUAUUAAUGCAAUGGCUGGAAUUUUAACGAGCAACUUUGGAGCGCAAGCCAUUCAGAAAAAUCAACAUGCUGUUCCACAAGCACAGCCGUUAAAAUCCAGACCUGAAUAUGAGGCACUUCCUCAACCAUUACCGUUAUUAAGUCCUGAAAGUCAAGAUGUAAUUUUAAGUCAAUCUGAGUCAAAGAAUAAAAUUCCAUUGUACAUUCCAAUUCGUGAACCAAAUAAUCUAAGUCAUCAUGCAUCCAUGAUGGGCUCUGGAAUUCCGAUUUCCCCAGGUGAAGUUAUUACUGCUAAUUCUGAUGUGAUUGUUGGUAGACCAGCAGUUAUUGGACCUAAACUGCCAUCACAAAUUAAUGCACCAGAAGAAAUUUCAGGAAUGGAAGCACCACCACCAUUUUUGCCACUUAAAACUCCACAAAGACCAAAUUCAUUUGUAAAAGACAUUAAAACCAAUGGAAAUAUUAAUCACGUGUUAGUGAAAAAAGGAGAUGAUUACAUUGGACCACCACCACCAAAAGAGAUUCAUUCGCCUCUCCAAAAUAAACCAAUUCCAUUAAAUAACUACCCAAGACAACCAAUGCCACAGAAUUUACAAAAAAUUCAACCAAUUAUUCCACCAAUGAUGCGACCACACUCGAGUCAUUCGAGUAGUGAGGAAAUGCAACAUCAUCAAAGACCGGGAAAUAUUCUCAUUCCAAAGCCAACUCCGACACAGGAGACGCAAAUUAAUAAUCACUAUAUAAAAAUUAAUCAUCAGCAACAGCCACAACCGCAUAAACCUCAAAUUUUACCAAUUCGUAAUCAAGAGCAGCAUAUAAAAGUUCCACAGAAUCAGCCAAUCAGACAGAAUCAUCAACAACAUCAUUUUAAUCAUCAUAAGUCCCAUCCCAGACCGAUUCCGGUAAUUGAGCCUGCUCAUAAUGUUAUGCCACAGAAUGUUAUUGAAAUUCAGAAAAUUCCGGAAGUUUAUAGUACAGACUUGCCAAUAAUUACACUUAACAAUCAUCACCGUCAUCAUUUCCCGUCUAGUUCACAUGAUUUUAUUGCACAUGAACUUCCGGAAAUUCUUGAUAGACCAACAAAUGGUCAACCUUUAUUAGUAAAUAUUCAACCAUCGCAAGUCGCUAAUGUGGUAAUUCCUCAUGAUAGCAGUUCAGUACUUGUUUAUGGUGGUGUCCAUGAGGCUCAUAAAGCUGGCCAGUACUUUAAUGAUCCACCACCACAUGCAAAUGCUGAAGUUGGAAUUAAGAGUGUUAAUUUAUAUGCUGAUGUUGCCAGUAUUAAUGGAAAUAAUAGGAAUCAACAACAACAAGCUUCACAUAUGCAUUAUGAUGUUAAGGACAAUAUUAUUGUGGCAUCAGAUAACAUUGUAGCAUCGCCGUCAAAUGUCAAUCUUCUAGUCAGUCCAUUAAUAUCUCAAACUGCUUCAUACAAUAGACCAAAUGAGUACAAUCAAAAUUCAGUUCAUUUCUCACCAAGUAAUGUCAUUAACUUCCACCCAGGCUCAAGUAUAGCUGUUGGUCCAAAUAAUCCAUCAAAACAGCAAAUUUUACUUCAACAAAUUGAGCAGCAAAAUGCUAUCGACCAGCAGUUGAAACAGAAAUAUAUUGAAAAUCAAAAAAGAAUUGAGGAACAGAGACGACAGGAAUUGAUUCGAAGACAAAAAAUUGAGGAACAGAAACGAAGAGAAUUUGAGGAACAGAAGAGAAGAGAGUAUGAGGAGCAAAGGAGAAGGGAAUAUGAAGAUCAACAGAGACAGAAACAACACGAAAUGAUUAAGAAGCAAGAAGCUGAAAGGCAAAAAAUUGAGCAGCAGCAACGGCAGCAAGAAGUUGAGAAUCAAAAAAGGCUGCAAUAUGAACAUGAAAUGAAAUUAAGGCAAGAGUAUGAUCAGCAUAAGAAGCAACAAGAAAUUAGGAAUAAAAAUAAAAAUCAAAUAGUUUUACCUCAUCGAUCACCAAUUCGUCCACAAAAUCCUGUCGCACAAAAUAAUGGGCAUCCAGAUAGCUCAGGAUUUAUUGUCCUCAGCAGUAACUACAACUCAAAUCCUCAAAGUAAUCAAAAUUCAUUCAUUCCAAUGCCUCCAAGUUAUAAACCGCAAGGAACUGUUGAAGCUGUUCCAAUCUCAGGUGAAUCUGAAGCACAAGACAGUGAAGGGCCUGAAGGACAAGAAUCAAUCAAACAUCCAAAACUUCCAAGUGGUGAAAAUAUCAAUGAGUUUGAUGAUGAAAUGAUUAAACCUAUUGAUGAGUAUGAUAAAUUUGUAUAUCACAAAAUCACAGCAGCAAGUACCACUACUUCUGAGCCAAUUACUACAACAACACGAAGAACGACUCAAACAUCACCUAUUACAACAAGGAGAAGUUCUACAGUUCCAAUAUCUACAGAACGAAUUAACAUUCCAACAACAAAUAGAAAUGGACCAAUCUAUAUACCCAAACCAUAUCCAAAUCAUCAAUUUGAGAAUCUACCAAUUCUAGUCAAUGACUUGCAGCAUCGACCACCACCGACUGCUCGUCCUACAACAAUCAAAACAUUCCAACGAAUUCCAACGAUUGGACCACAAUAUAAGCCAAAUAUUCAAGGCGGAAAUACAAUUUCACAGUCAAUGAAACCCCCGGCACCACCAAAAAUAUCACGACGUCCAACACAUCCAUUCAAUAUUCAUAGAACAACAUUUAAAAUAUCAAUGCCAAUUGAUCCAAAGCCUGAUGAUGUUAGCGUUGUAAAUAAUUUACAAACGGAAGUUCCAUUUAAUCCAAUUUACACGCAAAAUGCAGUGACUGAAAGUUCAAUGUUAACGGAACGACAAACAUCAAGUACAUUUAGACCGAGAACGACAGAAUUUAGCACUGCUGCGACAGCUGUUAAAUUUUCUAGAAUUCCCAAUACGACAAGUACUAAUGAAGGAAAGAAAGUGGAAACGACAACGUCCGAAAGUGACUUGAAUAUUGGAGAAGUUGAGCCGGUAAAAGUGUUUAACUUUACAGAGGAAAAUGCGGAAGUAUUUGACAGUAAAGAGACAAUAAAUCCUCAUAAUCAUGGAUUUAUAAAUCCACAACAGAUUUUAGACGAUAAAAACAAACAUGAAAAAGAUGAUAUUGACUUGAUGCCACCAUCGAAUAAGAAUGAUAAGCCAUAUCACACGAUUGUAAGAAAUCCAAACCUUACAACUUACAAAACAUCAAAUGUCAAGCUUGAAGUAACAUCAUCAGAAUUAGAAACAAUGAAACCUCCAGCACCUCCUAUAAAUCCCACGACAAAGGCACCGACAUUUGUAGAAAUUGCAAAUAUGAAGCCACCACAAGAUGAAAACCCGAGAUUUAAGCCACAAUAUGUGAAUAUCCAAAGACCAACGAUAAGUUUAAAUAGAUUCACUCCAUCUAGUCCUGAUCCAUUAACCACAACAAUAAAAACAAAGCCUACAAUAUCAACUUAUAAACCUCCAUUAAGGAACAGAUUCCCAACGUUGAGGCCAUUAAAAAUUGAAGUAACAAAUGAGAAGGUUGAAGAAGACAAGAAAGUCGAAGUAACGUCAAAAUACACCGAAUCAGUAAUUAAAGCAACACCGACACUUUCAGCAUCACAAACAGAGAAAAUUCAGAUCAACACAACUCCAUUAUUGACGAAAGUGACAAAAGUAAGCUCAUCAGUACGAAAAGAAAUCCACAUUCCAAAGAGCACAGAAAUCAAAGCGGAUGAAAGACGAAAAAUAGUUCAUAACACAACAAUUUUGACAGAGCAAAUCAUCACAUCGACAAAAUGGAUUCAAUUCACGAAUACAAAGACGAUAACACUUUCAAAGACUAAAACGGAAACGAUUCAUCAUAGCCAUGGAAUUCCUGUGGUGUCGACCAGCGUUCAAACUGUGUAUGAGACAAUUACUGAGACAGAAACACUGCUGAAGCCAACAGUUAUCACUUCAAUACAUCCCACAAUGACUAUAAUUCGGGAAACAAUCAUUCCGACAUAUCCAUCAACGACUGAAGAAAUAAUUGAAGGUUUCGUGAGCAAUGAAGAUUUGGAUGAAUUUAUAAUCAACGAUUAUGACACAAAGAAUGGAUCAAUUGUUCAUGUCAGCUCAAAUGAGGUUCAUUCGAAUAAUAAGAAACAUCCAAUUGAAAAUGAAAGUAUCUUCGUUGUCGUUAAUGAUAAAAAGAAUCAUCAGCAGAAAAUCAACAUCGAUCCAUCGAUUAUUAAGCACACGACACUCUAUAAUCAUUCCACAUUCACAAAUGAAAUUGAAGAUGUGAGUAGAGACGAAGAAGAUAAUAAUGAUGGUGCUGGUCACAUAUUGCUAGGCGGAAUUUUGAUCGCAUCGCCACCUCAGCUGAACAAGAGUCAACAAGGCGCUGCUAUAAGUGGAAAAUGCUAUCCGGAAUGUAAUAAAGUCAAUAAUGAAUAUUGUCAUAGAGUUGAUGGGAUAAUGAGAUGCACGUGUCGACCAGGUUUUGCUCGCAUGUUCCCAGAUCGUCCAUGUAAACCAAUCUACACAUACAUCAUGAAAAUAGGCCUCAAUCGGAUCGGACGAGACAAAUUAGUCUUUGACUCAUCAUUACUGAACAGAACCACUUCCAAUUACACAAAAUUACAAGAAACAGCUUAUAAUGGAGUCGAUAGAAUGUUGAUGCAAUCAGAUCUUCGUGACAUUUAUCACAGCAUUGAAAUUAUUGGAUUUAAUAAGACAAAAGAGAAUGGAAUUACAGGAAAAUUAUUCAUUCAACUGUCUGAAAAUACGAAUGAGAAGAAACUCAGGGAAACAGUUAAGAAAUAUUUGAGAAUGUCAAACUAUAAUCUUGGUGGAACUGAAUUAUAUGCAAAUCCACUCGUUACUGAUCUUGAGACAUACGAUUUCGAUGAAUGUGAUGCCGAAGAUAAAAGUCACGAUUGUUCUGAAUUCUCGCAUUGUUUCAAUUUGUUGGGUACAUAUACGUGUAGCUGCUUGGAAGGCUUUGCCGAUGAGAGUGAGAAUCCAAUUUAUCCAGGAAGAGUUUGUGUGAAAGAAUUAGUUGGAUGUGAGAAAUGUCAUUAUCAUGGAACAUGCUUAACACAGGUCAACGAUCAAAUUAUAUGUGAAUGCUUCCAAUGGUACACGGGAGAACAAUGCCAGUUUAAUUUGAAAUUGCUACUUUUUGGACUUGUAAUAGCUGGAGUAACACUUUUCACGCUUCUGAUGAUUUGCAUAAUUAUCACAUGCGUUAAGAAGAAGCGAGUCAAUCAAAACUCAAUUGCUCCAGCAAUGAAUAUUAUUCAGAGACGAAUAAGUGGAUCUGCACAUCAUAGUGUUGGAUCAAAUGCUGACAGAAAGGCUAUGAUUCAGGACACGAGCAGUGAAGCAAGUGAAGAUCAUGAACCUGCACCAUAUUUCAGAAAGAAAUCCAAUGACGAAACACAAAGGAAAGUCUCAGUGGAAGCUGUUGCACCGAAGAAGAAGAAAUCUGUGAUUCACAAUCCAAUGGGUUCAUUCAGUAAAGCAACGUCAGUCGAUCAACGUGAUCGAUCAUUAACUGUGAUGAUUCCUCGAGCGAAAUAUCAUCCAGGAAGCAAGCCAGGAAAUAUUGCUGAUGUUGAAGGUUAUAAGUCUAAAAGCUCAUCAAGUGCGAGCGUCAAUCAAAAUCAAUCGAAAUUAUUAAAUUAUCUUGAGUCUAGUCCAUCAUCAGCGAAAGCUAAAACAAAUGUGCCAUGUGAAAAAUCAAAUUAUCAGCCACAAAAUCCAGGUGCACUGGUGUCAGCUGGCUUUAAGGUUUCUGCUGCUGGUGGAAGCAGUUCGCCAAUAAAUACGAGUACGAGCAGUACGAAUCAUAGUAAAAAUAAUCGUAUAAGUAAAACAACGAGUCAUCAGAAUGUCAAUGAAAUCGGCAGUAAAUAUUAUGCUGUACAUAAAAUAAGUACAGUGUCUGAACAGCCAAUCAUGUCAUCGUCAAGAAUCGAGGAAAAGUCACAGCUAAGUGUUGUGAGGAAGAGUUAUAGUCAUGGAAAUUUAAUGGAAAAUAUGGACGACUGGCUAGACAACGGAAACAUUACAGAAGCAAUGUCUGAGGCUCGGUCAUAUGAUGAGACGACUAUUCAGGCACCAACCAAAGCAAUUAGAAAUCUUUACUACAAACAGUUGUCACAUAAUGAUGGCAAUAACACAGAAGAUAUGAACACAAUGGCAGAGCGAGACAUGGCGUCGACAGUAUUACUACCUCACACGCAUCUCUAUAAGCCAACAACAGAUCGAGGAAGUGACAUAUCAGGAUUUGAUUCUCUUUAGGAUGAAUCAGAAGCCCAAAACUAUACAAAAUUCGAGUCAUUUUUCACAGGACAUACUAGAAAGUCAACUGAAUUUGUCUAAUUUUAAUUAGUAAUUCCUUUCUAACGCAUUUUCAAUGUAAUUUUAUUAACAUAAAAUGUUAAAUUGUAAAUAUUUCGGUAAAAUAAGCUUUUUCUAGUUGCUAUAAUCGACUUGAGUCAUUAUGGAAAUUCCAGAAUUUUCAUCUGUGAACGAGAUGACUCAUGAGAAUCUACUGACUUGUAAAUAAUAUUUUAUUUAUUUCAUUUAAUUUUAACAAAAAAACGUAUGGAAAUUAUUCCUUAUUUUUAUGAGAGUUAAAUCAAUUUUAGUAAAAUUGUAGAGAAAAUUUUGAAAAAGGUUUUGUGAAAAUAUUAAAUUCAUGAAUUUUUUAAAAAUCAGAAAAUUUUCGAGAAAUUCAAAAUUUUAUUUUAAAAAGUUGAAAAUUUCAAAAAAGCAAAUAAUUAAAAUUAAAAUCAUACUUUUUUGAAAAGAAUAAAUAUUUACCGAAAUAAAAUCAUCAAAAUUUUCUCUGCGAUCAGAUCUGGCUCUUAUUAAACUACUCUGCAUAUGCCUUUAAAAAUUUAUAAUCUCUGAUUAGCUAAUAAAGUAAAAAGAAGUAUGAUAUCGUAUCUAGUUAUGUACAUUUGUAAGUUUCUUAAUAAAUAGUUUUAAGAGAAAUGCCAACAGUUUGAAAUUAAAAAGAUGAAAAUUGAGAAGGAAUAGUUUUUUUAUAUAGGAACAAAAUAACAUUUUUAUGUUGAUGAAAAAAUUAGAUUUUAAGAUUGAAAUGAACAAGAUGUAAGUACAUAAAUAUUGUUAUGUAAUAUUUUUAAGGAAAUUUAUGUUUUUUAACAAAUAAAGAGG
Messenger RNA from Chironomus riparius, 9465 nucleotides. The record is from the annotation of a GenBank genome assembly. Lineage: Eukaryota; Metazoa; Arthropoda; Insecta; Diptera; Chironomidae.